Molecule: messenger RNA, 567 nt
Organism: Plenodomus lingam JN3
Lineage: Eukaryota; Fungi; Ascomycota; Dothideomycetes; Pleosporales; Leptosphaeriaceae
Biological process (GO): protein retention in ER lumen; retrograde vesicle-mediated transport, Golgi to endoplasmic reticulum
Cellular component (GO): Golgi membrane
Source: RefSeq, a predicted model, not a curated record
AUGGAUUCACCAGAGCCUGAUACCCCUUUUGCGGCGGUUACGGCGCAGACGACCAAAUAUGGGAGGUUGUAUCAAACCUACCUCGACAAAUCAACGCCGUACGCAACCUACCGCUGGGCUGGAACAGCCGCGCUCUUCAUCGCCUUUGGACUACGCAUAUUCUUUGCCCAGGGCUGGUACAUUGUCGCAUACUCCCUCGGCAUCUACCUCCUCAACCUCUUCCUCGCCUUCCUCUCGCCCAAAUUCGACCCCGCCCUCGAGCAGGAUGAAGGCAUGGAAGACGGCAACGCCUCGGGCCUGCCCACAAACGAAGACCAAGAGUUCCGCCCCUUUGUGCGCAGACUGCCCGAGUUCAAGUUCUGGUACUCGACCACCAAGGCCAUCGCCAUUGGCUUCUUUUGCAGCUGGUGGGAGAUUUUCAACCUGCCCGUUUUCUGGCCCGUGUUGGUGGUCUACUGGUUGAUUCUCUUUGGACUGACUAUGCGACGCCAAAUUCAACACAUGAUCAAGUACCGCUAUGUCCCCUUUACGGUGGGAAAAGCGCGGUACUCCGGUGCUGCACACUAG